Molecule: messenger RNA, 318 nt
Organism: Anisakis simplex (herring worm)
Lineage: Eukaryota; Metazoa; Nematoda; Chromadorea; Rhabditida; Anisakidae
Source: the annotation of a GenBank genome assembly
GGAAGAGUACUCAGAGAGUCGCCGGACUCGAGUGAAUCUGGUGAGUCGGACGGGUCUGACAGUUCAGAUAAAAGCGCAGGAUCGAGUCAGAGUAAUUCCACAUCUGGGUCGGUGGAUCCGAAGACACGACGAUCGAAUGCGAUACGUGGAAGUGCUGAAGCGAUCAAAGUGGUGGACGCAGAAGCCGCACCAGUGUUACUGCGUUCGACCAAGUAUUGUUCGUCAACUAGUAGGCCAGCACUGAUUUUUGACGAUCAAGCCGCUCUUACGGGUACAAAUUUGCUCGUUAUAGUGAAUUUUAUUGGCUUUAUCGAAUGA